UAUCAUAAUUUUUCUUUACAGCUGAUUCGGCAUAAAAAUCUUCUUUGAAAAGAAGAUUUGCUGAUUGAAGGAUGGCAGAAGCAGUCCUGAUUGAUCUCUCUGGUUUAAAGUUGAACUCUGAGAAAAACUGCCAUCAGACCUUACUGAAGACACUAAAUGGCAUCCACUCCCACCACGCUCCCAAGGCCAAGUUCCGCUGCGUUAUAUGUUGCAGUAAUGCCACCAAGGAAGGGCAUGGUGAAUGGGGUCUCUGUGGAUUGGAAACAGGAAGUGGAUUUUCACUUCUCAUGGGAGAAUUUGAAACUGUCAGCAACGCCAGCAUGGCUGCCGCUUUGUAUUCAAUUAAACAAAAAAUUGAUGAAAAAAAUCUGAGCCGUGUUAAGGUGAUUGUACCUGAGCACAGGAAAGCAUUACUGAAGGCGUUUAUUGGUCAGCUCUUCACAGAGGUGUAUGAUUUUGAGUUUGAAGAUUUAGAGGUAGCUUGGAGGGAUAGCCUUUUGAAACCGCCCACCGAAAUAAGUGUGACGGCAACUCAGAAAGUAGAAGACGUCCAGAGUGAAAUAGAGACGUGCUUGAGAAGCCUGCCUCCUCUGAAAGGGGGCGUGACUAUCAUCACAUCGCCCUUGAUCCCAGACAUCUUCAUACAUGGAUUUACCACAAGGACAGGUGGCAUAUCUUAUAUACCAACUCUCAGCUCGCUCAAUCUUUUCAGUAGUUCCAAACGGAGGGAUCCCAAAGUAGUUGUUCAAGAAAAUCUACGUAGGUUGGCAGAUGCCGCAGGAUUUAAUGCAGAAAAGUUUUACCGAAUAAAGACUGACCACGCCAAUGAAGUGUGGGUCAUGGGGAAAAAGGAGCCUGAAUCUUAUGAUGGCAUAAUCACAAAUCAGAAAGGCGUCACAGUCACAGCUCUGGGCGCUGACUGCAUACCGAUCGUCUUUGCAGAUCCUGUGAAAAAAGCAUGUGGGGUUGCUCACUCUGGCUGGAAGGGUACUUUGUUGGGUGUAGCUAUGGCUACUGUGAAUGCUAUGAAAGCAGAAUAUGGCUGCAAUUUGGAAGACAUUGUUGUUGCUCUGGGCCCUUCAGUUGGACCUUGCUGCUUCACUCUUCCCAAAGAGUCAGCACUCUCAUUUCAUAACCUGCAUCCUUCGUGUGUACGACAGUUUGAUUCACUGAAUCCCUUUGUUGACAUCCGAAAAGCCACCAGGAUUCUUCUAGAACAAGGAGGAAUUCUUCCACAGAAUAUUCAAGACCAGAAGGAAGAUCUUGACCUCUGCACAUCCUGCCAUCCAGACAAGUUUUUCUCUCACGUCCGUGAUGGCCUCAACUUCGGUACACAGAUUGGCUUCAUAUCCAUUAGAGAAUGAGGUUCUUGACUGGAAUUUUGCAUAAACGUUUCCUGCAUCCUUCCACACUGACUGCAAAAGAAAGUUUUAGCUUCUUGAUCUAUAUAAAACCAAGAGGAUUACAGAAGAGAAUUCAUCUUCAGGAUAUACUUUCUGUUACCCAAAGCCCAAUGAUCCUGGCUUAAUUCAUGACAACCCUUGAACGAAUCAAUGUGGUGUAAUUCCUAAAGUUUGUUCUCAGCGUUUAUCUAUAAAUCAAGACGA
Acomys russatus (golden spiny mouse) is the source of this 1607-nucleotide messenger RNA. RefSeq names its product laccase domain containing 1 (gene Lacc1). The record is from RefSeq and is a predicted model, not a curated record. The transcript is spliced from 6 exons. Lineage: Eukaryota; Metazoa; Chordata; Mammalia; Rodentia; Muridae. Bases 72 to 1364 code for a protein of 430 amino acids. Gene Ontology annotation, molecular function: copper ion binding.